Durotheca rogersii is the source of this 1008-nucleotide messenger RNA. Its product is annotated as molybdenum cofactor synthesis domain-containing protein. Lineage: Eukaryota; Fungi; Ascomycota; Sordariomycetes; Xylariales; Xylariaceae. The record is from RefSeq and is a predicted model, not a curated record. The transcript is spliced from 6 exons. Bases 1 to 1008 code for a protein of 335 amino acids.
AUGGCCUUGCGGCUAUUCGGGCUCGUGCGACACCUUCCUAGACCCCGCCUCGGUCCAGGUCAUAUCUCCGUAGCGUUUGCUUCGGCAACAUCGGCUUUUCGAUCUGACCGCCUAGCGUUGGGGAUCAUGGCGUCGGCCGCGGAUCAGCGCAACGCCAGGACUAUCCACACGGCGGCUUGCCUCGUCAUCGGCGAUGAGGUCCUAGGGGGCAAGACUAAUCCGCGAACAUCGCAGACAAACUCGGCCUACAUGGCCAAGUGGUGUUUUUCUCUAGGUAUAAACUUGAGGAAAGUCGAGGUUAUCGAAGAUGACGAGGAUGAGAUCAUAGAAGCCGUGCGGAGGAUGAGUGAGCGUUACGACUUCGUGGUCACGAGCGGUGGCAUUGGACCGACACAUGACGACAUCACUUAUCAAUCUAUUGCCAAAGCGUUUGGCUUGAAGCUUCUGUUACACGACGAGGCGUAUGAGCGCAUGAAGAAGCUGAGCAAGCCUCACAAGUCCCAGCCUAACUUCAGCUGGGACGUGGAAUCCCCGGUCAAGACGGCACGGCUCCGGAUGGUUCAGCUUCCCAUCGACGAAUCGCGCGAUCUAGCGAAACAAGCCUUGUUCGCCCGCGACGACCUCUGGGUCCCGAUUUCGGUCGUCAACGGGAACGUCCAUAUCCUGCCGGGCGUCCCGAGAUUGUUCGAAACCCUCCUGGAAAGCCUCAGGCCACACAUAAUCGGCAGGCUAGCGGAUCCGGAGGGCAGAGGAAUCUGCAGAGUGAUCAUCUCGACGCCGAUGGUCGAGAGCGCCAUCGCCGGCUACCUUACGGAGUUGGCCGCCAAGGUUGCACCGAGAGGUGUCAAGGUCGGAAGCUAUCCUCAGUGGGGGAAGAAGUACAACACCGUCACUCUCGUCGGGAGAGACAGCGAAUACCUGGAAAGCCUCGUACCGGAGGUCAUCCUAAAUGUCCAGGGGAGACGUGUCCAUAGGGAGGGAGAGGGCGAGACCGAAGCAGAGACCUAA